Messenger RNA from Penicillium oxalicum, 474 nucleotides. RefSeq lists its product as uncharacterized. The transcript is spliced from 3 exons. The coding region runs from base 1 to 474 and encodes 157 amino acids. The record is from RefSeq and is a predicted model, not a curated record. NCBI's taxonomy places the organism in Eukaryota, Fungi, Ascomycota, Eurotiomycetes, Eurotiales, Aspergillaceae.
AUGCCAUUAUUGAUUCUCUUUGCAACACGCUUGUCUGCCGUUGGGAAAAAAUUGCCGUCUUGUGUAUCCCGAUACCCGUUGCACCUUGUUUGGUACUUCUUGAUGGGGUUGAAGAAUCUGGGAACUGUUGAAAGAGUAGGACUUGCGGACACUCUAGUGAGGCUUCUCGAUGUGUUUAAGCUAAUCAACUGCAAGAUGAAAGCUAGAAGCUCAACGAUCACCUACUCAACAGCACAAGAGGCAAAUACCCGGGAACAAGAAAGUAGCCGCUUUGAGCAAACGGUGCACAGACGUUCUCAUCUGCAACGUUUUCUGUGGCUGCUUCGUAGGUCAAAAAGAAGGCAUUUCUGCAACAAGCCGGAAAGAUGCAAUCAAAUGAGUAGUGCCACUAAUGAGAUGCAUUCGUAUCGAUGCUGCGACAGCUCGCUCGAGCUCCACGAAUCCUUUCCAGCAGCCAUCAAAAUUCGAUUUUAA